AUGUCGUCGUCGAGUCUCAAGAGGAAGGCAAACUCGCCGCCCGACAAUCCACCUGUGAGGAAGAAGUCCUCGGUCAGCGUCAUGGCAGCAGCAGUAGCCUACGGUGGCUCUAUCAAGGUAGCAAAGAAAAGCCGCCCUGGACCAGCUCUCAGAGAAAGCACCUCAAAUCUUGCUCUGGCGAAGAUUGAGCAGAGAGGACCCUUGAAAGAGUUCGGACCAUGGGAGAAGGCAUCGACUGCCAACAGACGGGGACGAACACUUCGUCGCCGCGAAAGCGUGCUGACAGGACACGGCAUGCCACUCCGCCCAGGUCUAGAGCUAGCAGGUACUCAGCUCCAGACCUUGAAAGGUGCAGACAUAGCCUCCAUAAGAGAGGUGAUUCUCCUUCCCACCUCCCUUGCAGUGAUCAAGCCUAACUGGCCAUUCUGCUUCGACAUCAAUUGCACACCUCAGCUUGGCCCAGCCCUUCCGGACCACAUCGCCGAAGACCUCUACCAGAAAUACGUCUGCUCAUCUCCACUCCUGCGACCUGGUAGACUCCCCUACUACCAUAUCGGGACCACCACGAUUGGAUUUCGCCUGCACUUCUACCUCAUCCUCCCCAACGCCGGUGGCCCACCCCACGCAGCCAACACCGGCCACCUCACGGACGAAGCCCUCCAACUCCUCUUCGAUCACUGCGUCUGUCCCGCACUCCAGGCCGCCGAGCCCAAGCGCCGUGGCUUCGGAUCCUGGAUGCAAGCCAUGAACGAAGCCAACCUGAAGCCUCUCAAGUCACGCAAACGCUCAGCGGCACCGGAGAUGCAGGAGGAGAGGAUCCACUGCUUCCAUCUGUCGUCGAUUUGGGAGGCGAUUGAGAGCUGUGAUGACGAGAAUGUGCAGGACCUAUUGCAGGGAGGUAUGUUGGUGGCAUAUGGCGAUGUGGAGGGACAUACAUGGCAUGAAGGGUGGAAGCCGACCUGGGCGGGGUGGAAGAAGGAUUGGGAGGCGGCAGUGGAGAAGAAGUAUCUGAUAGAGGAGAGUAGGAUUUCGGUCAGCAUGGAGCUUGGAGUGGGGAUGAGUGAGGAUGGGAUGAAGGGGGGUGGGCAGAUGAGUCGGUAUGAGAGGAAUAGGGCGAGACAUUGA
Messenger RNA from Fulvia fulva, 1125 nucleotides. RefSeq lists its product as uncharacterized. NCBI's taxonomy places the organism in Eukaryota, Fungi, Ascomycota, Dothideomycetes, Mycosphaerellales, Mycosphaerellaceae. Bases 1 to 1125 code for a protein of 374 amino acids. The transcript has a single exon. The record is from RefSeq and is a predicted model, not a curated record.